Nylanderia fulva is the source of this 3335-nucleotide messenger RNA. Its product is annotated as cytosolic carboxypeptidase-like protein 5. Gene Ontology annotation, molecular function: zinc ion binding; metallocarboxypeptidase activity. Gene Ontology annotation, biological process: proteolysis; protein deglutamylation. The record is from RefSeq and is a predicted model, not a curated record. NCBI's taxonomy places the organism in Eukaryota, Metazoa, Arthropoda, Insecta, Hymenoptera, Formicidae.
CAAAAUUGACAGGUCAAAAUUUGACAGAUCAAAAUUUGAAACGGUCAAAAACCUACUACGUAAAAUUUAUAUAAAUGUUUCCUAUAGAUUUUUUCUUAUACGCGUAAAGACGAUCUCAAUUUUAAUCGAUCCACAUACGAAAAUAUAACACGAUCGAUAAGCGAUGCAAGCGCGUCAUCAUCCUCCGCGAACAUGCAUUCAACUGCACUUAUUUUAGUCCAGAGUAUCGCCCGAAGAUGAGCGAAUCGGCUCGCAAACGUCAGCAUCGCGCUUUACGCUGUUUGUUACUGCUUUCCAGAGACGAUUUUGUCCUUGCAGGAACGAGAGCGAUGACGUUUAGCGAAGCAGAAGUCCCCCGCGUUCAGUGAAGACGAAGGAGAGGAAGAUUAUAUAUUUUGAUUUAUUGUCGCGAUUAAACUGACAGGUGAAUGAAUUGUCCGAUCUUGCGACAGACGUGAGACGCAUCAUGGCGUGCACCAGCGAAAACAUUACUUGCGGUGGCUUUGUAUUCUUUAACAAUUUUGACUCGGCCAACCUGGCUAAAGUGGAACAAGUGAGAGUACCAGAAAACUCGGAUAAAGAUGUUUACGAAAUUGAAACCAAAUUGACCAAUAACUCGAAUUCCAAGGAGAUGCCGGAUUAUGAAUUUAACUUGUGGACGAAGCACGAUUGUCAUGGCACACAAUUUCAAAAUAGCAAUAGAACUUGGUUUUAUUUCGGAGUCAGAUCCAAUUGUCCUAGUGUCUCGGUUAGGUUCAACAUAGUUAAUUUAAAUAAACAGGUCAAGAUGUUUAGUCAAGGAAUGUGUCCGGUCUUUAAAAUUGUACCAGGACAUUUACACUGGGAGCGGAUUCGUGAAAAACCUACCUACACUCUUGAUCAGAGAGGAAGUGACUUUACUUUAUCAUUCCUCUACUAUACUCCAGAAAAUUCAAAAGCAAUUACUUACUUUGCUUUUACCUACCCAUUCUCGUAUACAGAUUUACAAAAUUAUUUGAGAAGGAUUGAUGCAAGAAUGAGUAAAAGGAGUGUAAUGUGCACAGAUGAUAUCUAUUAUCAUAGAGAAUGUGCAAUAAAAUCUUUGGAAGAUCGUAGAUUAGAUGUAUUAACAAUAAGUUCUUAUCAUAACAUAUCGAUGGAGAGAGAAGAUAGACUGAUUAAUAUGUUUCCUGAGAGAAGUGAGGAAAGGCCUUACAAAUUUCGGGAUAAAAAGGUAAUUUUUAUUAGCGCCAGAGUCCACCCAGGUGAAACACCAUCUAGCUUUGUUCUGAACGGUUUUCUCAAUUUUUUAUUGAAUCGCGAGGAUCAGAUUGCCAUACAUUUACGUCGCCUAUAUGUGUUCAAAUUAAUACCAAUGCUCAAUCCAGAUGGUGUUGCUAAAGGUCAUUAUCGCAUGGACACUAAGGGAGUAAAUCUGAAUAGGGUUUAUCUAAAUCCUUCCGAAGUAGAUCACCCGACGAUAUAUGCUGCGAGAAAUUUAAUAAGAUAUUAUCACAAUUUUUAUCAAGUACCAAGUGAAUUAAUUGACGAUUUGUCAGAUAUAAAUUUAGAAAUUGUAGACAGCAAUUUAAGUGUUAUAAAUUCGACUACUUCAAUAGCAAACGCUGUACGCGACACAACUACAAGAUUGUUGCAACAAGUAACAUUUAUGUCCCUGGAUGAGAAUAGAUGUGCUCUGGAAGCUAAUGAGAAACGUUUAUUAACAUUGGAAAAUUUGGAUAAUGCAGUUAUUGAUGAAAGAGAUGGAUUAUCUAAAGAAAAUGGCAAAAAUGAAGUCGCAGAGGACAGAACGAGUGACAAAGUAACUUAUACAGCUGUUGGUACAGGCGAGGUAUCGAAGUCGGAUAAUUCUGGACUGUACUUAUACAUCGAUCUGCAUGGUCAUGCUUCAAAGAAGGGCGUAUUUAUGUAUGGAAAUCACUUUACUGAUCCAGAGGAUACUAUUGCAUGUAUGCUAUUACCUAAAUUGAUGUCCAUCAACAAUCCACACUUUCAUUUCACAUCGUGCAAUUUUGCAGAGAGAAAUAUGUACAUUAUAGACAAACGAGACGGUAUGUCGAGAGAAGGUUCGGGACGUGUAGCAGUGUACAAGAUGACUGACCUAAUACGUAGUUACACUCUGGAAUGCAAUUAUAAUUCUGGUCGUUUGGUGAAUACAAUACCGACUAGAAUUCGCGAUGGCGUGAACAAAACUAUGAAUCACAUAUUUGUUCCCCCGAAAUAUACUCCAGCAGUAUUCGAAGCGGUUGGAGCAGCGUUAGGUCCAUCUAUUCUUGAUCUCACUGGAAACAAUCCCAACAGCCGAUUACCAAACAGUCAAUAUCGUUCUCUAAGAGGAGUAAAAUCUCAUUUGAAAUUAACAUAUGUGAACAAUCUGUCCUCACCGCCCAACAGAUCGAUGCGUAAGGAUAAUGAGACUGUCGUCGCGCAGGAUACCUGCAUCCUGAAAGAAUUGGAGACAAAAUUAAACGACGCGGUGACUGGAGCGAAAAAUGCCAUUAAAAAUGAAAGUAACUUGGUGAAGAAAUGUAUUCUACGCCGUGGUGCCUCUCUUUAUGCAGCGGUGAAAAGAAUUAAGAACAAUAAGAAGCCUCGGCAAACGCUUGCUCGACGUGCUUUAAAGACUCAUUGCUCCAAUAAUGUGGAAAACAGUGCGAUAAUCUGUGCUGUGAAAUCCGAAGUGGAAGCGAAGAGCUUCCUGAAGACGGUCGAUCACUAUCGAUCGGGUAAAUCUAAUGUAAGCUCGGUGAUGGGUGACAAUCUCGAGCCUCAUUUAAGUAAGAGAUCGACGAAUAAUUCGACGAGGAUAUCUUCCGAAGAAACAGCAGCAAUAAGACACGGUGCGAAAAGAUUGAAGAUUUCGUCCACCAGGACACUCAAGGCUCUCCCUGAGAUCAGAGAAUCAUCCAACGUCGUGGAGGAAACCAGCACGAAGAUGUCCUCGAAGAUGAUACGUGCUCACGAAAAACAGAAUGCUAAAGGAACCCAUGAUAGGACCAAACUUGGUGGACACAUUAAACCGGAUAAGUCCUUUAGACUGAAAGAAACAAAUAAGACUGCUGUUAAGGAGAGCUCUGUAUUUGAAGAAAAGCAUGAAGCAAAAUCCUAAAUAAUUAGCUUCAAUAUAAAAAUUAUAAAAAAGUUAUUUAUUAAUUUAUUUUGUCGUUAUUUUUUCUGAGAAUCUUUUCAGAAACAUAUAUUUCGCAUAUUGUAAUAUACAUAGGACGUGUUAUUGUGAUGUAAUAUUAACAAAAAUAUUUCCUUAUAAAAGAAAUCUAAUAAAAGGUAUAUAUAUAAGUAAAUUUUUUAUACAUCCCUAAUAUGCAAAAUGUACA